AAAUCCUCGGAGGACGGCACACGGUUGAUCGAUCAGUACGAGUACGACGAGAGCUAAGUAAACUUAGCUAUAUCGAUCGACCAUGGCGUCCAGGACUAGUGCUACUGCCGGCAUGCUGCUGCUCGCCGCCGCGGCUGCGCUGGUGUGCAGCUCGGCGGCGGCGAGGAUGCCGCCGUUGGCGAAGGGGUUGUCGUUGGGCUACUACGACGCGAGUUGCCCGCAGGCGGAGGCCGUCGUGUUCGAGUUCCUGCAGGACGCCAUCGCCAAGGACGUCGGCCUCGCCGCGGCGCUGAUCCGGCUCCACUUCCACGACUGCUUCGUCCAGGGCUGCGACGCCUCCAUCCUGCUCGACAGCACACCCACCGAGAAGAGCGAGAAGUUGGCGCCGCCGAACAAGACCCUCCGCAAGUCGGCGUUCGACGCCAUCGACGAUCUCCGCGACCUGCUCGACAGGGAAUGCGGCGACACCGUCGUGUCCUGCUCCGACAUCGUCACCCUCGCCGCCCGCGACUCCGUCCUCCUCGCCGGUGGCCCGUGGUACGAUGUUCCCCUCGGCCGCCACGACGGCUCCAGUUUCGCGUCUGAGGACGCCGUCCUGAGCGCGCUCCCGUCGCCGGACUCCAACGUCACCACGCUCCUCGAAGCGCUGGGCAAGCUCAAGCUCGACGCCCACGACCUCGUCGCCCUCUCCGGCGCGCACACCGUCGGCAUCGCGCACUGCACUUCCUUCGACAAGCGCCUCUUCCCUCAAGUCGACCCCACCAUGGACAAGUGGUUCGCCGGCCACCUCAAGGUCACCUGCCCGGUGCUGAACACCAACGACACCACCGUCAACGACAUCCGGACGCCCAACACCUUCGACAACAAGUACUACGUCGACCUGCAAAACCGCCAGGGCCUCUUCACCUCCGACCAGGGCCUCUUCUUCAACGCAACCACCAAGCCGAUCGUCACCAAGUUCGCCGUCGACCAGUCGGCCUUCUUCGACCAGUACGUCUACUCCGUCGUCAAGAUGGGCAUGAUCGAGGUGCUCACCGGCUCGCAGGGGCAGAUCCGCAAGCGCUGUUCGGUGUCCAACGCCGCCGCCGCCGGCGACCGUGCUUGGUCCGUCGUGGAGACCGUCGCUGAGGCCGCCGAGAGCUUGGUGCUGUAGGGUGCUAACAAGGAUGGCUAGUUUAAUUAAGCUUAUUUCCUUGAUAAAUAUUUUGUUGCUUCCAAAUGUCAUGAGUAUGUACACUUGCGUGUAUUUUGUAGCUUAUUUUUUAUUUGCAAAUAAAGUUGAAUAUAUGAAAACUAUUUAAAUCC
Messenger RNA from Oryza sativa Japonica Group (Japanese rice), 1305 nucleotides. Its product is annotated as cationic peroxidase SPC4. The record is from RefSeq and is a predicted model, not a curated record. NCBI's taxonomy places the organism in Eukaryota, Viridiplantae, Streptophyta, Magnoliopsida, Poales, Poaceae. Gene Ontology annotation, molecular function: peroxidase activity; heme binding. Gene Ontology annotation, biological process: response to oxidative stress; hydrogen peroxide catabolic process. Gene Ontology annotation, cellular component: plant-type cell wall; plasmodesma.